Onthophagus taurus is the source of this 427-nucleotide messenger RNA. RefSeq names its product cytochrome c oxidase assembly protein COX16 homolog l(3)neo43 (gene l(3)neo43). Gene Ontology annotation, cellular component: mitochondrial inner membrane. The record is from RefSeq and is a predicted model, not a curated record. Gene Ontology annotation, biological process: mitochondrial respiratory chain complex IV assembly. Lineage: Eukaryota; Metazoa; Arthropoda; Insecta; Coleoptera; Scarabaeidae.
UUUACCAUAACCUAAGAUUUUAGUAAAAAUUAAUGAUUUAUCCCGAUAUUUAGUCAUUAUAAAAACGAAAUGAAUAAUUUUACAGAAAAACUAACGUAUUUCUUUCGAAAAAAGUCUGUUCGUUACGCAAUUCCAUUUUUAACGUUAGUUGUCGGUGGGUCUUUUGGUUUAAAGGAAUUUUCACGACUCAGGUAUGAUUUCUCUCGCGUAAAUCCAGUGAGAGAAGAAGCCCAGAAAGUAGGUAUAGAAAUGAAGAAACCUUCUGAAAUAACUAUAGAAAAGGAAUACGAACGAUUAAAAGAGCUCGAUAUAGAUAAUUGGGAACAAAUAAGGGGGCCUAGACCAUGGGAGGAAAAUUUUGAGGAAGAUGAAGAAAAUUAAAAAUAUAUAAAACAAAAAAUCUGUGAUAAUUUUGUUUAAAAAAAUA